CGGUUAUUUAAUUAUAUAACUACAUCGUUAAAUUUGGCGGGAAAGAAAUCACACGGCUUUAAUUAUUUAAUUACAUCGUAAAAAUUUGGCGGGAAAAAGAAACAAAGUUACCGACGACUCGGCAGGCCGCAAGUUCGGCGCGCGACACCAAUUUGUUGGCGCCCCCGCCCGCGACUCCCGAUUCGCGCGCUUGGCUACGUACGGUGCGAAAGAAGUUCAACGUACUACGCGGUCGCGAUGUCGGACGACAAUCUGAUGAUGUACGAGACGCAGCACUUUGGCUUCACGCCGCAGUCGUGCCUGGACGGCAUGUACAACGCGGUGCAGGAGUACAUCUACAGCAUGCUCAAGGCGGGAGAGGACUGCGUGCUGGAGUACGUGGCGCGCAGAUCGAGCCACUCCUCCUCCUUGGAGAAGGUCCGCCAAGGCACCCAGCUGCUCAUCGACCACAUGAAGUCGCAUCUGGACAUGACCUUCGAGCUGAUUGAGCUGUACAUCGCAGAGCGCGUCUUCACGGUGCCGCCCGGCGUGCUGCUGCCCGAAGACCGGCCUCACGCCGCGCCGCUCGCCAACGACGCCGACGAGGAGCGCCGGCUCAACGCCAAGCUCGCCGAGCUGCGCAGCCGGCACCGGCAGGAGAUGGCCAUCCAGGCUCUGCUGCAGGCCGAGCUGGAGGAGCAGCGCGCGGCGCUGGAGGCGCUGGAGGUCACCGAACGCCGUCUUGACGACCUGAAGCGGGUUUGGCGCGGGAGCGUGGGCACGGACGCGCCGCAGGCCUUCCGCUUCGCCCUUCAGCACGCGCAGCGGCUGCGCGAGCGGGCGGGCGCCCUGCACGUGCAGCGGUCGCCCGCGCAGGAGCCCGCGGUGAGCACGGAGGGGGCGGCGGCGCCGCCGCCACCAGCGGAGUGAUGCGUGGCGUCGCUCUCGCUGCCGUCGUUGCCAGGGAGGAAUUUCUCGCCGAAUGUAUCGCGGGCCGCUGGCAGGACCGGAGCGCGUCGUUGCGCGUGCGUGACAAGUAGUAGCCACAGCCGUAGCGGGGGGGGGGGGGGGGUGGUAUACUGGAUGUGGUGUGCCAGGUCGCAGGCCCUAGCUGAAAUUAAGCCACUCCCUCGAUUUCAUAUGCUCAUGGGAAGUUUCGGGCACGGAGGGAUUUAUUAUUGCGCUGCUGUUGCUGUCGUACGGCGGUGGAUUUUCACGACGGUAACUGUUCAGUGUAAACCCUGGCAGUGGAAGGCGCCACCAGAGUGCUGGUGUCAGCAGGCUAACGCAGUUUGGUGCUCCCUGUAACCCAGCGGUUUUCAGCGUGUUUUAGGAAGCAGCGCCUGAGUGGCGGCUUUUGAGAAUGGAUUGGCGCCACCACCAAAAAUCGUAUUCGUUGGCAUUGUGCCAGAUGCUUUGGAAGGUUUGCGUGUUCGAAAUGCAGGCGGUUACAAAAAAAUUCCGCCUCAGGCGAUCGAAAGGCCCCCCCCAACGGUCAGAUCCGCAAGUGGGCGAGGCCGCCGCGGCCUGAAGACCCGACCGGUCAGUGGCAUCGCUGGCCACGGACCAGGGGCACGCGACGAUUCGUCAAAUUAAAAUUGAUUCUUACACCCAACGUGAUGCGCGGAGAAUAAUUACGCCCGUAAUAAUCGUUGUUUAACAUUCGCGGAAAUGACAUUAACGUUACGUUUUAGGCUAACGGAGCGAACGAAGUAUAUGAAAGGUGUAUGUGACGACACUUUGCGCUGUUUAAAAAAAAAAAUUACAUUGUGUAUGAAUUCAAAAUAUCUUCCUUCCCACAAUAGUGCCACGUGAUGUUACUUUUUGUUCGGGUGGGGAGUAGCACGAAAGUGAUGUAAUUUUUUUCAGGUUAAUCCGGAGCAAAACAAAAUCCGGAUUUUUUGAAAUGUUGUGUAUAGGUUCGAUGUUUGGAUGGAGGGUUGGGGGGGGGGACAAUUGAGAGAGUUUCUGUAGUAUACGGUAUGAAAAUUAAAUGUGGGACUUGCAUUUAGUAGCUUGCAUUGGUGUCAAGGCAGUCAGGUUGGUGUGUGCAGUGGGGACCCCCAUUGCAAAGUGAUACGUAAUAUUUGGGCGGGGGGAGGGGGGGUACAGGGAGGGUGGUUGAAUGGCAUACCACAGUGUUCUGGAAAUUCCAGAUUCUGCCGUGAAUACUUUGUGAUUUGUAAUGUGUCGGUCGCUUAAUAAAUGAAUAAAAUGGUAUCGAGUCACCAGGUCCACUCGCCCACACACCGCACGUGUACGCGCGCACGAGAGUCCUUGUUAAAAAUAACACGUCAACAAAGUGACACAGAAAUUACAGGUAUUUACUACGUAUGGAGAAAAAUUUCAUAGCAACCACAAGAUGAUUGUCAGUCGUAAGCAAAAUAUUUAAUUUUUAAGACGUAAUCAUAAUAAACAAUGCUGCAGGGUUACCGCGGUGGGCAGUAGAUCGCAAUGCAGCAACACCCAUUGUACUGUACAUCUAUGCUUCCACGUCUUCACCAACCUGCCCUGACCAGUGUUAUGAGGUGUGGUCAAAUAGGCCCCACAUGCUGGAACAAGGGAGGUCCAUAUUCCAGCAGUGCAUUGAGAAAUUCAGCAAUGCUUCAAAUUUAACAAGGCUGAUGA
Messenger RNA from Petromyzon marinus (sea lamprey), 2607 nucleotides. It is a transcript of the gene MIS12, whose product is annotated as MIS12 kinetochore complex component. The record is from RefSeq and is a predicted model, not a curated record. Lineage: Eukaryota; Metazoa; Chordata; Hyperoartia; Petromyzontiformes; Petromyzontidae. Gene Ontology annotation, cellular component: MIS12/MIND type complex; chromosome, centromeric region; nucleus. Gene Ontology annotation, biological process: kinetochore assembly; mitotic sister chromatid segregation; mitotic cell cycle.